Passer domesticus (house sparrow) is the source of this 2826-nucleotide messenger RNA. RefSeq lists its product as uncharacterized. The transcript is spliced from 12 exons. Lineage: Eukaryota; Metazoa; Chordata; Aves; Passeriformes; Passeridae. The record is from RefSeq and is a predicted model, not a curated record. Bases 1438 to 2826 code for a protein of 462 amino acids.
CCUUUCAGAGCAGCUGGCAGAGGCCAGGUAAAGGCAGGGAGGAGACCCUGGGUGGGACAUUACUGAAGGUCUAUAGUUACAAAAGUGGUGAGCAUUAUGCCAGGAUUUACUGCCUGCUGUGUGCUCUCCAGAUGUUUCUUGGGCGGAGAAGCAAAGAGAUACAAGCAAAAACGGAAGGAUACUGUGAUGUGAAUAUUACUUUUCUGCCAGCUCAAGCUCUCAAAGCUUUUUUUGGGUGCCUGCUUGGGACCCCUUGCACAUUCCUGUGACAAGUGCAAAGCAAGCCAACUUGGCACUCAGUUGAGGACCAGGGACACUGUGCAGAUGUUUGCUGAAACCAGAAGUUUCCCUCUGGUUUUGCUUUCUCCUUCAGUGCAUCUGACCAUCAGUCUUUGCUUGCCAAGCUGUUUGACAUGGGGUUUUUGGAAUUCAAGGCUCUUAGAUGUGAAUGUUGUGAGUAGGGUGCUGACGCUUCAGGUGAAGCUGGAGGGUCACGCUGAAAAUCUUGAGAGCCUGCAGAGCUGACUCUUGUGAAGGAUGGUGCAGAACCUAGAACUGCUUACAAACAGCAGCAGCAGCAGAAGGGAAAGGUCUUGUGACUUCUUGACAGUGUCUGGGGAUUCUUGCUGCGCACUGAUUCUUGCCCACUUGUCCAGUCACCUCUGUAACCUGUCAAGGAUCUUUUUGGCUGAUCCUUCUUCCUUUUUAAAGAGUGCCCAGAUAUUUGGGCACUGCAGCUUAGUUAGCCAAAAAUAAAGGUAGCAAGUGGUCUUGUUCAUCUAUUCCAGUAAUUUAAUUUGCAAGAUAUCUGUCCCUCCUCCUUGUGAGUUCUUGUGCAGAUAGAAACCUACUUCUGGUUUCCUACUCAUGCUGCCAGAAGCCAGAGGUUUUGCUAUAUGGUUUGGUGAAUUCCUUUAGUCCCUUUUACUUAGAGAGUGCCUGGCCAACAAAGUACCUGUACGUCCACUAUGAAUGGCAUGAAGCAUUGAGGAGUCAGCCAGGAGAGCCCUGUUCUGUCCUGCACCUGCAGAGUGACUUGGAAGUGCUGAUGAGCUCAGGGCUGUGAGCAGAGGCUGGGCUUUUGUCCCUUUGCAGAUACUUGGUGGGCACACCCAUGUGUGAUAGGUCAGGCAACAGCAAUUUCAGCUUUGGUUGCUGAGACCAAACUGAGCUGGGCUAGGUCAUGAGGAAAGGUUGCCCAGUCACGUGGAGGGGCCUGAUUUGCUAUGUAAAGUGGCAAAAUAGUCCUGCUGUAUCUGAGUUUCCAUGCAAGCCAUUUUGCGUACUAAGGUGUAGGGAUCUUAAGGACAUCUUACUGCAGAGGCUGCCCCUGUGUGCCAGGAGCAAUUGCUCUUCAUCUUCACGCCUUGUAGGUCAGAGAAGGAGAGCCUGCAAAGCAGCCUGCUGGAGGCUCAGCAGCACAUAUGGGAGCUGGAGAUGGCCAGGAGCCGUGUGGAAGCCCAAGUGCACAGGGCCAGGCAGGCCAAGGAGGCGAUACUGGAGGAUGUGAGGGGCCUUCGUCGUGAGCUGCUGGCUGUAAGAGCUCUCAGCCAGCAGCAAUGUGAAGACAUGGCUGAACAGCUCCGCUGGGCACAAGAGCAGUGCUGCAAGGCUCUGAGACUCUGGCACUCUGCCCAGGAAGAAGAAAAAAGGAAUCUCGUGCAAGAACUGGAGAGACAACUGGAAGAGCAGCAUGUGGAGACACGGAAGCAGCUGGAGGAACGGGCAAACUUCCUGGCAGAGACCUCCUUGCUGUGCUCCACUGGCGGGGAAAUGAAGAAGAGACAAUUGGGAAAAUCUUUAAUCCCCCGUCUACGCAAGGCAGGAAUUCCCCCUGUGGGCAGUGCUGCUGGGUCUGUGCACAGCUCUCCCCAGAUGGAAUUGCAGGAGUCCCAGGAGAUGAGGCCAAGACCCAGCACCAGAAGCCAAGAGAAGAGCCCGGAGUAUGCAGCUCUGACUGGCUACACUCCUGCCACGAAUCUUCCUGAGACAUGUCCUGCUUCACUCCUUCCCUUCAAGCCCUUGCCUCCCAUCCAAGAGAGCUCUUCCAUCAAUCUGAGCAAGAUGUAUGAUGGGGAGGAACAGAAAGGGAAAAGUAGCACUGACAACGAAGAUGUCAGAAGAAACAACGCGGAGCAGAGUUCAGAGGGAAAAGGACAUAAGACCUCCUUGCUGUGCUCCACUGGCGGGGAAAUGAAGAAGAGACAAUUGGGAAAAUCUUUAAUCCCCCGUCUACGCAAGGCAGGAAUUCCCCCUGUGGGCAGUGCUGCUGGGUCUGUGCACAGCUCUCCCCAGAUGGAAUUGCAGGAGUCCCAGGAGAUGAGGGCAAGACCCAGCAGCAGAAGCCAAGAGAAGACCCCGGAGCAUGCAAGCCUCUCACUGAGUCAGGCCAAGGAGACAGAUCAUCCCAGCAGUCCUGGUCUUAGGAGUGACAAAGAGCGGAGGGACAGCUUUGGAAAGACCCGCGCUGAAUUGUGCAGGUUGGCUAAAGAGAACUUAGAGCAGAAGAAAAUGGAGAUUUUGAUGGAAGAGAUGAAGAGGAGACAAAAUGAAAAGUCCUUGCAGCUUCCUCCAGAGACAUUUGAGCCUGGGGAUGCAGCUGAAGCAAGAGCAAGCAGCGUUCCCAACGGAAUCCUGGCUGAGGGGCUCAGCCUGCAGGGCCCGCCCAUGGCCGACCCUGUCCUUGCAGAGACCUCGCAGACAGCCACUGGUGCCCUGCGCCGAGAGGAGCCGCUCCGUGGGCACAGGCAGAAGGACAGAGCCUUUUCAGACCCACAGCAGGCCUUGCAGGAGGCACUGUCCUUGCUGGGCAGCGACGACUGGUAA